Acanthisitta chloris (rifleman) is the source of this 1432-nucleotide messenger RNA. RefSeq names its product kelch-like protein 10. Gene Ontology annotation, molecular function: protein binding. The record is from RefSeq and is a predicted model, not a curated record. NCBI's taxonomy places the organism in Eukaryota, Metazoa, Chordata, Aves, Passeriformes, Acanthisittidae.
AUGGAGAGGGAGAUGAGCAAUAGGAAUCUCAGCGUCUGCAACGAGCUCCGCCUGGAAGGGAGAUUCUGUGAUGUGGUCAUUACUGUGCAAGGGGUGGAAUUCAAGGCUCACAGGCUCAUCCUACCUUGCUGCAGUGUCUACUUCAGGACUCUAUUUACCCGCUGGGACAGCACAGAGAAGGCAGUCUAUCAGAUCCCUGGUGUUUCAGCAGAAAUGAUGAGUCUCAUCAUCGAUUAUGCCUACACUGGGAGAGUACCAAUCACAGAGGACAACGUUGAGAGUUUGCUGGCCGCAGCUGACCAGUUCAACGUCAUGGACAUCGUCAGCCUGUGCUGCGAGUUCCUCAUAUCCAAGCUGAGCUUUGCGAAUUGCAUCGGCAUCUACAGACUCACCGACUAUUACAUGAGAGUGCGACUGGUACUACUAGACUAUGACUACAUCAUGAACCAUGUCAAAUGUCACAAGUAUGUGAAGGACGAUGCGGAGUGCAAGGAUCUCAUCAGCAGCGCCCUGUCAGAAAUGCAUGACCUGAACUCGUACGGCCGGAUCUCCUUGACUAACACCAACCCACUUAUUCUGCGCCCACGCUUGCCCUAUGCCAUCCUCUUUGCUAUCGGGGGCUGGAGAAACAGUGGACCAAUCAGCACCAUGGAGACCUAUGAUGGUCUCACAGACAAGUGGCUCCGCAUCCCCUGGGAGGAAGAAACUCCCGUUGCCUAUCAUGGCACAGUGUACUUGAAAGGCCACAUCUACGUUAUCGGUGGAUCUGGUGAAGCAGAGUAUUUCAACACUGUCAAGCGGUUUGACCCACUCCAGAAGACAUGGCAGCAGGUGGCACCUAUGCUCUCGCGGCGCUGCUAUGUCAGUGUCACAGUUGUGGACAACUUCAUCUACGCCAUGGGAGGCUUUGACGGGUACAUCCACCACAACACUGCGGAGCGGUACGACCCAAACACCAACCAGUGGACCCCGAUCGCCACCAUGCAUGAGCGGAGGAGCGACGCAGGCGGGACCACGAUCCAUGACAGGAUUUGGCUGAGGAAAGGCGUUUCAGCUCUGUCCCUUUGGCGUUCACAGGCUGGAGGGUUUAAUGGGCGCAGGCGGCUCCAGAACGUGGAAGCCUACAACCCUGUCUGCAACACCUGGCACGCUGUGUCCUCCAUGCUACAUCAACGCAGCCACUUUGGCAUCGAAGUGCUGGAAGGGCUGUUGUUUGUGGUCGGGGGCUUUAUCGGGUUCAAUUUGGAGUGCUACGACAGGAUAACCAAUGAGUGGUAUGAUGCCCGGAGCAUGCGCAUCAACUGCAGUGCCGUCAGCUGCUGUGUGGUGCCAGGGCUCUCCAAUGUCACGGAGUACAUCUCCACGAAACGCAACUGCUGGAGCAGUUCCUCCAGCCGCCGCAUGUUCCCAACUUCAACUCGCACUCACCCCU